CCAUAGGGACGGGUUUUAGGGUGGAACAUAACAAACACACGGAACAUAACAAGAUGGCAGCUUCACAAGGUGAUUGCUUAAUCAUUACACACAGGUGUGCAGCGGGAAGUUGGGGCUUGGUGAUUGGCACACAGGGUGUAGAUUGGUGUUCUUUAGGCCGCCGCUUGCAGUCGAGGUUAUGCGUGGCUCGGGGAAAGUCGUGGCAGACAGCGGGCGUUUGCAACAAGGCCGCCGGACCGACGUGACGAUCCCGGUGGGAGACGCGACGGGGACUGCUCGCCUCGCCACCAGCUAGCCCUGAAGCCGGGUUGCCUUGCUACCGAAGCGCCAUCGGAUGCCAGAGGGGUGGAAUCGUCCACCCCUCGCAAAGCUAAGUAACCUGCCCUUUGCUAUGCAGCGACUGCUCCUGUGAUGUGAAUCUGGCUACAGCUGAGUCUACUUCCUCAACUGCAUUAACGUUAUCCCAUCAGCUGCUUGUUCGACUAGUCUGCUACAGUCUGCUACUGUCUUCCGAUUGAUGAGUGCUGCCGCUCCUGAACUGUAAACACUGGAUCUAGCGACGUCAUAAAGACUGUUUACCCAGAGACUAACGUGACGUUGCUAACGGCGGCGCUGACUGUCCGUGGCGGCCAUUGGGCUAAUGUCUCUGUUUUAUUGAAGAUGCUCCUUGUCCCUGUCCUUUACAUUGUUAUGUGCUGGCGCCACGAGUGUUGCCAGCGAGGACUAUUUUCUACUCCCACCUCAGUGCUGAACCAGCUAGCUGCAUCCUGUAGCCACCAGCUAACUCCAUCCCCUUUAGCUCCCUCUAUGGCCCUUCUGCAGCGGCCGUAAUACUGACUGACAUACGUGGCCUCAGCCACUCUUUCUUAUAGCCGAGCCUAGUGGCCAUAACAGCCUAGUGGUGUGGGGUGCAGUGUUUUGAGAGUGCUGUGCUGUGUAAAGUGACCAACGGGGCGGACUGUCCCCCUUACUUCCAUUGAACUGUUUUCUGUUAUAACACUGAGUGCUGUGCCGUGAUAAUUUGUUCAAACAGCGUGACUGUCUUUCAUUAUUGUGUGUAGUGGACUGUUUGCUUCCUGUUAUUCCCUGGGCCUGGCUGUACAAAGAGGGUGUGGACGCGUAUGGUAAUUCGCCUCUGUCUUACUGUCUGAACAGCUGCCACAGUCUGCGGAGCCGCUGAGGGGAGAGACUGGGCCUACCACCGCCAGCAGGAGGGACCGCCACUGGAGGAGCCCUUGCCAACCACCCUGGGCCUUGUUUGGUGGGACUGCUCGUUGCACUGAACAUUGAGGGGGGGGGUAGCUCUUAGGACCAAAGACUUUUAAAUACUCUUCUCCAUUUAUUAAAUAAAAGACAUUUUGUACUUUACCACUUGACCCUUGGCAUUAUUGCAGAGUACAGCGUUCUCCCCACUGACAGAGGUCUUUUUAGCUAGGGGGCAUCAGCGCCCCCUACCUGUGACAUUUGGCGGUAGUCGGCAGGAUUCUGCAGUGGGUUGAGACACUGUACUCUCCAAUAUGUCGGAGGAAGAAGCACCCGCUCCCCGGCCCCAAGUAAUGAUGCCGUUUUUUAUGGGGGCUCCUUGGACACAGAGAUUUGGGGGGCGAGGCUCAGAGCUGAAUCUUAAGGAAUGGCAGGCUCAAAUUAAGUAUCUGAUUGAGGUCCAGGGGCUUCGAGAACCUCAACAAUUACAGUUUAUCCUUGGUUCGUUAGAGGGGGAGGCUAAGAGAGAGAUACUGGCCCUAGAGGGGGCAAACCGUGAUACUGCAGAGAAAAUUUUCAAUCGUCUGACCGUAUUGUAUGGAGACAAUACACCUAUAGCUGCUCUAAGGGCACAAUUUUUCAAUUGUCGACAAAGCCCUAAGCAAUCCGUUCGGUUGUUUGCUUUACAAAUACUUGAGAUGUUUUCCAGGUUGAAGAGGAGAGGCAGUGCAGGCCUGGGAGAUGAUGAUACCCUUGCCCGAGACCAGUUUGUAAUGGGGCUGCGCGAUGGCCAUACCCGCCAAGCAUUGAAAGCACAGCUACGGAGAGACCCAAACAUGACAUUUGAAGCUGUAAGAAAAGAGGCUUUAGAGUUGGAAGAGGAUCAGUCAGAACAGGGUGAACAGCAGGGCUGCCUGAAUGUCAGAAGCUCCGAAGACUCAACCGUCGCGGCCUCUGCAGCUGCCGCUCCUGUGAAGGACUGGAAGCAAGAACUACGAAUGGAAAUAAUGAAGGACGUCCAAGAGCAGCUCACGGUGAUGUCCAAGGCCAUCCGGGAGGAGCUACGCGCUAGCCGUCCUACUACAUCUCGGCCCCCUCGUGAACGCUCUCAGCCAGAAGGGACAUGGGAGGGGCGUUGGCCAUCCAAUCGACCUGCUAGACCGAGGUUCCAAUGGGACGACCAAGGGCGCCCCAUCUGCAACAAAUGUGGCGAAGCGGGCCACGUCAGCCGUCAGUGCCCCCCGAGACGAGCGUCACAAGGGGAUUUUUAAUGCCUCCGGCCACAGUGGGUCAAGUGACCGGAAACCCUCUAAGUGACCCCUCUGUUUCCCCUCGAGACCUUUUAGUUGGCCAAUGCCCCCUGGUGGAGGUAAAGGCAAAUGACAAGACUAUACGUUGCCUGGUAGACACUGGUUCUCAGGUCACCAUGUUCUCUGAGACUUUGUGCAAAGAACUGUUCUCUGACCAACAGCCCCAGGGCCCUUAUGGACCCUGGUUGUCUCUGCGUGGUGCCAAUGGCUUGGAUAUUCCAUAUAUAGGCUACUUAGUGCUAGACUUUCAAGUGAAGGAUGUGCUUGUACCAGCUAGGGGGGUGGUGGUCGUUCGAGAUAAUUGUUUGGGGUCACAUAGGGCUCUGUUAGGAAUGAAUGUGAUAGCUGCUUGUUGGGAACAACUCUUCCAGCACCAGAAGACGGCCCCCACCGCGACUUCCAGGGCUACAGAGGAGAAAGGAUGGGAACAGAUCUUUGCCGACUGCCAGAGGAUAUAUGCAGCUGCCACACAGCAAGAAAGGUCAGACACUGCCCGGGUGGCCUGCCGAUUUGCCAUCACGAUCCCUGCACAUAGCGAAGCACUCGUGUGGGCCAAACUCCCAGCCCAAACAAGGUUGGCCGACUCCUGUGUAAUGGUGGAGCCACACGGGGAAUGCUCAGGGGUGGAAGUAGCCCGGGGCCUCGCCACAGCGCACAGGGGUCGAGUCCCAGUGCGGGUCAGAAACCUCCAAGCACGCCCGGUCCUUCUCCAUCGGCACCUCAAGUUAGCCCGUGUCACCACUGUGGAUGCUUCGCGGGUGAGAGAGGGCCCUGAUGUCCGCUUCACAGAGGGGGAUGGUCUUGACGCCAACCAGCAGCUGCAGUUGCAGCGAUUUCUGACCAGAUGGCAGCAUGUGUUUUCUACACACGACGAGGAUUACGGCUGUACAGACCUUGUGACUCAUCAGAUUCCAACGGGUGAGGCAGCGCCACUCCGCGAGAGGUACAGGCCCGUGCCACCGACUCUCUACAAGGAAAUCCGGACUCUGUUACAAGCACACCUGCAACAUCUGGAAGAGGUGUUUCGAGCACUCCAGCGUUACGGCCUGAAGCUACGCCCCGAAAAGUGCCACCUCUUCGGGAAGGAAGUAAAGUUCUUGGGCCAUUGCGUCAGCAAGGAAGGAGUCGCCCCAGACCCCGACAAGGUCGCCGCUGUACAGGACUGGCCUCCACCUAAAACAGUCAGCUGCCACAGUCUGCGGAGCCGCUGAGGGGAGAGACUGGGCCUACCACCGCCAGCAGGAGGGACCGCCACUGGAGGAGCCCUUGCCAACCACCCUGGGCCUUGUUUGGUGGGACUGCUCGUUGCACUGAACAUUGAGGGGGGGGGUAGCUCUUAGGACCAAAGACUUUUAAAUACUCUUCUCCAUUUAUUAAAUAAAAGACAUUUUGUACUUUACCACUUGACCCUUGGCAUUAUUGCAGA
Messenger RNA from Sardina pilchardus (European sardine), 3939 nucleotides. RefSeq lists its product as uncharacterized. Lineage: Eukaryota; Metazoa; Chordata; Actinopteri; Clupeiformes; Clupeidae. The coding region runs from base 2375 to 3724 and encodes 449 amino acids. Gene Ontology annotation, biological process: proteolysis. Gene Ontology annotation, molecular function: aspartic-type endopeptidase activity. The record is from RefSeq and is a predicted model, not a curated record. The transcript is spliced from 4 exons.